AUGAACAAAAUCAGCGACGCAAUGAAGCGGGCCAGAGCCGCCUUCAGCUCGGGCAGGACGCGCCCGCUGCAGUUCCGGGUUCAGCAGCUGGAGGCGCUGCGGCGCAUGACCAAGGAACGCCAGACGGACAUCGCCGAGGCGCUGGGUGCCGACCUCAACAAGAAUGAAUGGAACGCCUACUAUGAGGAGGUGGUAUAUGUCCUGGAAGAAACUGAUUACAUGAUCUAGAAGCUCCCCGAGUGGGCCGCAGAUGAGCCUGUGGAGAAGACUCCCCAGACCCAGCAAGAUGAGCCCUACAACCACUCAGAACCCCUGGGUGUGGUCCUCAUCAUCAGCAUGUGGAGCUACCCCUUCAACCUCACCAUCCAGCCCAUGGUGGGCACCAUUGAUGCGGGGAACACGGUGGUUGUCAAGCCCUCGGAGCUGAGUGAGGACAUGGCAAGUCUGCUGGCCACCAUCAUCCCUCAGUACUUGGACAAGGAUUUGUACCCAGUGAUCAACAGGGGUGUCCCUGAGACCACGGAGGUGCUCAAGGAGGGAUUUGACCACAUCUUGUACACCGGGAGCUCCGGUGUGGAUAAGGUUGUUAUCACAGCGGCUGCCAAGCACCUGACCCCUGUGACGCUGGAGCUGGGAGGGAAGAGCCCUUGCUAUGUGGACAAGGGCUGUGAUCUGGAUGUUGUCUGCAGGCGCAUCACCUGGGGGAAAUUCAUGAACAGUGGCCAGACCUGCAUGGCCCCCGACUAUAUCCUCUAUGACUCCUCUAUCCAGGGCCAAAUUGUGGAGAAGCUCAAAAAGUGCCUGAAAGAGUUCUACAGGAACGAUGCCCAGAAGUCCUGAGACUACGGGAGAAUCAUUAAAUCCUGUCACUUUCAGAGGGCGAUGGGCCUGAUAGAGGGCCAGAGAGUCACCCAUGGGGGCACUGGGGAUGCGGCUGCCCGCUACAUAGUCCCAACCAUCCUUGUGGACGUAGACCCCAGGUCCCCAGUGAUGCAGGAGGAAAUCUUCGGGCCAGUGUUACCUAUCGUGUGUGUGAGCAGCCUAGACAAGGCCAUCCAGUUCAUCAACCAGCGCGAGAAGCCCCUGGCUUUCUAUGUGUUCUCCCCCGCAACAAAGGUGAUAAAGAAGAUGAUCUCAGAGACGUCCAGUGGUGGGGUGAUGGCCAAUAACGUCAUCGUCCACAUCACCAUGCACUCGUUGCCUUUUGGGGGUGUGGGGCACAGUGGCAUGGGCUCCUACCAUGGCAAGAAGAGCUUUGAGACCUUCUCCCAUCACCGCUCUUGCCUGGUGAGGCCUCUGCUGAAUGAUGAGGCUCAGAAAGCCAGAUACCCAUUGAGCCCAUCCAAGGUGAGAGAUGGGGGUGAGAGUGAUGGGAGCCACUGAGCAGACAGGGUGACGGCCUGGUCUCAGGCUCACUGUCCUCUCCAUUGCUUUCCUCACAGAUGAACUGCCACUAAAAAAGAGCUUUCCACGUGCCUGUCUGCACCUCGGCUUCCCCCUGCUGCUCCCCUGCAAGUGCAGGAGACCCUUACACUGUUCCCCAACCCCAGCCUCUCAUUCCUUGCCUACCUGUACAUGCACCCUGACCUCCCCUAACCUCUACCACUGGGGACCCCGCAGGCCCUGGGUCUCCCUCUCCACACCCCUGGCAAUAAAAAUAUUUCUAACCAGUGGAUCAGUGCAUGAGCACACU
Loxodonta africana (African savanna elephant) is the source of this 1693-nucleotide messenger RNA. Its product is annotated as aldehyde dehydrogenase, dimeric NADP-preferring. Gene Ontology annotation, cellular component: cytoplasm. The record is from RefSeq and is a predicted model, not a curated record. The transcript has 9 exons. NCBI's taxonomy places the organism in Eukaryota, Metazoa, Chordata, Mammalia, Proboscidea, Elephantidae. Gene Ontology annotation, molecular function: 3-chloroallyl aldehyde dehydrogenase activity; aldehyde dehydrogenase (NAD+) activity. Gene Ontology annotation, biological process: aldehyde metabolic process.